AUAAUUUUAUGUUGUAUACAAUUUUGUUUUAUUUUUAUAAUUGGUUAUAUCCAAUUUUGGAGAAUCAUUGUGGAGUUAGAAUUCCGGUGCGGGAUUGGAGUCCUGAUGCGAUUAGGCAUUUUGACUGACAUAAACAAAGCGAUAACAAUAAAAGGAUAGAUAAGAUAGCAGUUGAGGAUGAGUUAGUUGGCACGCAGCGAAAGAAAAUUAUUUAUAUCCCUCUCUAUCCCAUUCCCAGCCCGCGUCGGUCGUCGCUCUCUCUGGUUUCUCCGUUGCGAUGGCUUCCACAAACAAGCGGGCCGGUGAGGAAUAUCCCAUCACCCUCCGCAAGCGCCGCCGGAUUGAGGAAGAGGAACCCGAAGCGUCGAUGGAGUCAGAAGAGCUGGAAUCCGGAUCCGGUGGUUUCCCUUCCGACAUGGUGAUUGCAAUUCUGUCUCGGGUGCCCGUGAAAGCUCUGUUUCGGUUCAAGUCGGUUUGCACGAAUUGGGACGCCGCGAUUCCAGGGAAUCCACGCCUCGUCUCGAUGCACCUCAAGAACUUCACCAAGGCCUCCCUCUUCUGCUCCUACUUGGAAGAUGACGGGUCCUCCUCGGGACGUCAUCCCCCGCGAUCGGUGUCGCUCUGCCCUGAAGACGACGGUGAUCAACCCCCGACGGACGAGAGAUUGCCAGCCGAGACAGUAAUCUGCGGCACGGGCAACGGUCUGUUUCUUCUCCGGGACAAUCACCAUCGGUCAGCCCCCCAUCCCGUCACUUACCAUCUGUGGAACCCAGCAACUCGAGAAACCCGACGGCUUCCCGACCCACCUCUGGCGCUUUUUCAACGGCAUUGCUCUGACUACGCCGGAAUCGGGCUCGAUUCGGACGCCGACGACGACAUCAAAGUCGUUCUGAUCCGCAAGUACCAUGACCUAGUUGCAGCUUUUGUGUAUUCGUUGCGCAGCAACCGUUGGAGGGAGUUAGAAGCAGCAGCAGGAGGAGGGUGGGCGUGGCAGCAACUGCAGAACCCCUGUUCCCCAACCCUAACUUGCCACACCUACUUCAAAGGCUCUUUCUACUGGCUAGUGAGGGACCUUGUCAAGGUCAUGAAUUAUUAUGUGCUGGCUUUUGAUAUGGGCAGCCACGUCUUCCGCCGGAUAGACUGCCCUUCCGGUGGUGAUGGUGUUGGUCCCGAGUUUCAUCUUGGACUGUAUGGUGACUCGCUUGCUCUGUUUAAGGGCCCGGUGUGGAGUUAUUCGAGGGUCGAUGUAUGGCUGCUCAGCGGCGGCGACGACUUGUGUUGGAUCAAGCAUCCCUGCUCCGGCCCUCUCCGUACACAAUCCAUUGUGGAAGGAGGCUGGAAGAGUGGUCAACUUAUUGCCCGAACGCAUGGUCCCGCCAGCGAGCGUAAACGUUUGAUUUUAUUGGAUAUUGGGAGACAAGAACAUAAGCUUCUCAUACCCAACUGCAGGCGGACAGUGCACUGGCAUGUUUACAAACAAAGUUUGCUCCCCAUCAAAUUAAGGGAUCGAUACCAACCAGAACCAGAACCAGAACCGGCCGAUGAUUUGGGUCCAUGAAUUGGUGGAUCGUUAGAUUGGUAUAUUCAUAAAUCAAAUAGAUUGGUGAAAUUAGCUUCAUGGACUACUUGAAUCAAAUGAAUUCAUGUAAUGUAUAAAAUGAACUGGUGGAUUGGAUCAUGGAUCCGAAUGACAUCUAAACAUUCUACUUAUAUGUAAUUUUUUUUAAAAAUUAGUUACGAUUGAGCAGUUCAAUUGGUUGGAGGUCAUAGACGAUGUACUACUAAACCACACUUGCGGUAGAUCAAGAAUUUGGGCAUGGAAGAGGGGUGGUGGUUUCAGUGAUUACAAGCAGAUGGGAAGAAAUUUAUAGGAUUGACUGAAGUGGGGCUGAGAUCAGGUGACUAAGGGGGUUCCCUUAGUCAUAUGGCUAAGUGAAUCUCAACCACUCAACCUCAUUAAAAUCUAAGGGCUCCUAUUAAUCAAAUUUAAUGAAGGGCAAUGUAGCCA
Molecule: messenger RNA, 2008 nt
Organism: Linum trigynum
Lineage: Eukaryota; Viridiplantae; Streptophyta; Magnoliopsida; Malpighiales; Linaceae
Source: the annotation of a GenBank genome assembly